AUGCACGAGCCUGUGGCAGAGAUGCCCUUCUCAGUCCGCUUCGGCGUCACUGGGAGCGUGCUGGCCCUGGGCUUCGUCAUGAUAUUCAUAUCGCCGUUCGAUGAGGUGCCACUUUUCCGCGAGCCUUGCUACCCCAUCUUCACGAAGGGCUUGCUGUCGCCAUUUACGGGUUUGCUCAUCCUGGGCCUCUGUAACGAGGCAGAUCCCUUGGCCAGACUUGCUGCAAGAGGAUCGCUACACUGGGUCGGGAAGCUCUCCCUCUCUAUGUACUUGCUGGCUCUGCCUGUCCACAUCGUCGUCGAGUCAGUGACAGGUUCUCAGGAAUACACAGAAGCAGGUCCGGCUUUCCUGGUCUUAGCUGGACAUUUCUUGGUCAGUGGUGGGGCACUUCUUGAUCGAGAUCCCUUCGCCACUCAGCUUCUCACCAGCUUGCUUUUGCAUUGCGCAGAGUCGGCCCAGACUUUGCAGCUUGCAUCCAGGCGAAAGUUUGCUGACAUCCUCGCCCGCACGUUGGCGCAGAGGGCCUGGAUCACAAGUGAGGCCUUCCAGACCAAGUUUGGUGAGCCCAACUGGUCAGCUAUUCCUGCACCGUUUGUGCUUAUGCUUUUGGCCGCCCACCCAACAUUGGGCAUCGCAACAACACAAACGGAGCUUCUUCUACCGAACGGGCGAAAAGAGCAACCGAAGAUCUGGGACAUUUGCCACCGCCCAGAGGGUCAGUGCCUGAGUUCCGUGAAAGGAAACGAGGAACUAAUCGAAUCGUUGCAGCUAAACAUGGUCAGCCUGGACUUUCUUGACAAGUUGACAUUGAAGAUGUGGAAGCGGGCCGAGGUUCUACAAGAGUUCCUUGUCAAGCAGGAAGGUUCCACGCUUCGAGCAUGGAUACACAAGCUCGACCCGGAUCACGAGCACAGAGUGUCAGAGAUGUACUUCGUCCGAUACAUGCGGGAGCAAGGGUUUGCCUACGAUGUUGGGGAGCUGUACCAAGCACUGGACCUCGACCGUGGUGGGGAGCUGACCUUGGAAGAGCUCGAUCCCAGAGCUGACCAACUCUUUGACCUUUUCCGCACCUGGUGCUGCAGCAACUUCCCCGGUGGCCUGGACGAGUGCCUCACGCGAAUGGCCAGAAAAGGAGAAGUGAAGGUGGAUGCUGUCAAGAUUAAUCUCUUCCAUUUCGAGGCGGAUCUAGUCGCCAACGGAUGGACGGCUGGCUGCGAGGAAGAGCUUUUUUAUGCUAUCAGCGCAGACCAGACUAACAUCGUGGCCAAUGACAUGCGAUGGCUCAACUUGGACAUGCGACGCUACAAGCGGAAGAUCAAGGCCAAAGAGCAGGCAUUGCAUGAGACCAAAGUCCGUGCAAUCAAGCGUGGCGCCAAGGACCCUCGAGAAAACUUGGCAGAUUUCAAGCGCUUUCUGCGGCAAAAGCAUGGCGGAAGUCUGCUCCGGGCCUGGCGCCAAUCACUGGUAGAAGGUGAUUCCAUGAUGCUCCACAAGGGCCAGUUCUUCAAGGCUUGUGUGAAUCUGAAGUGGCGCACAGAUGUCAAGGGCCUGUGGGAGAUUCUCGACACGGACACGAGUGGAACCAUCGGCAUUGAGGAGCUAGACUUCAAGGCUGCUGAGGAGCUGGCACUCUUCCGUCAGUUUGUCAUGCAGAAGUUCGGAAGUGCCACUCGAACCUUCGCCGCGCUCGACCUGGAUGGAAACAAGAACGUCAGCGAGGUGGAGUUCUUGCAGGCGCUGAAGGAAUUCGGCUACGAGCAACGGGACAAACAUCUUUUCCAUGCGCUGGACAGACACGGCAAGAAGAAGAUCAACCUAGAGGACAUUCUGUUCCUAGACAGCUGGAAGCCCAUGGAGUUCCUGCUUGCCAGCCCUAGUCUCGAGUCGGCCCAGAACUUCAAAAACAGACUCCGUGAGAAGUUCGGGACCUUUCUCCGUGCUUGGAAGAUGGUCUUGGACAUGGAUGGUAGCAACACGUGCACUUGGGAAGAGUUUAGACUUACCUGCAAAAAGAUUGGUUUCAAGCACGACAUUGCUGGAGCCUGGAGAGCGCUUGAUCAGAAAAUGGCAGGAACCAUUAACCUGUCCGACAUCGAUCCAGCUUCCAGCUCCGUACUCCUGGACUUCCGAAACUGGGCGAUGGAGGAGUUUGGCAGCGUACGAUCGAUGUUUUCCGUCUUCGAUGAGGAUGGCUCCAAAUCUCUGUCUCUGAAGGAGUUCAAGAGAGCAUGCCGGAUAUAUGGGUUUCGUGGCAAUCUGAAAGGCCUCUUCAACAUCCUCGACGGUACCGGUACUGGCACGUUGUCAAUAGACGAAGUCGUCUUCUUAGACCGCUGGGCCACGCAGACCGAAGCCGAUAUGGAGAAGGCAGCCGAUUCGAUGUCGCGCUUGCCCAGCAUCAUCAAAACAGGGGACAGCGUCUCAGAGGAGUUGGCGGGUCCUGGCCAAGGUCAAACUGUGGCUAAGGCCCUGGAGGCCGGGAGCUGGAAAGACGGAGACCUCCACCCGGCCUUUCGAACUUGGGCCAACUGCCGGCGACGCCGACCUGUCAAGAAGCAGGAUGGGUCUUUGCCACCCUUGGCAUCGCAGCUGGAUUUCGGCGAUGCAAGGGUCGUCCGAAGACCUGUCCUUCUUAUGGCCUACGUGCCCGAGGAGGUCGCUUGUGAGAUCCAAAGCGCCCGCCUGCCGAAGAUUCAUCGAAAGGCAGGUUUCAGAGCUGAAGGCUUGAGAACUGCCAGAUGA
This is a messenger RNA of Symbiodinium sp. CCMP2592, 2742 nucleotides long. Lineage: Eukaryota; Dinophyceae; Suessiales; Symbiodiniaceae. The record is from the annotation of a GenBank genome assembly.